AUGAUAGGAUUUAAUGAAGAUGUUAUGAGGUCAUUGGUGGAUGAUGGUAGUGUGGAACAUAAAUGGGAUAGCUAUGACAACACACAUUUCUUAUGUGGUUUUCCAACAGAAGUGGACUUUUGCUUCCAGCAAGGUCAAACAUCUACUGCUCCAAUAACAUACAAAUUGUCUGUUAAAGGACCUAUUGAACUAGCAACUGAAAACGUACCAAAGCCACUUAUUGGAUUUAUGAGGGAUUGUUGCUUUGCCAUUCAGGUGCGUGCUAAUGGAAUCCCAAUAAUAAGAUUAGAUGACUAUAACUUAGCAACUGACGACAGUGAGGAAUAA
This is a messenger RNA of Trichomonas vaginalis G3, 327 nucleotides long. RefSeq lists its product as uncharacterized. The record is from RefSeq and is a predicted model, not a curated record. The transcript has a single exon. NCBI's taxonomy places the organism in Eukaryota, Parabasalia, Trichomonadida, Trichomonadidae. The coding region runs from base 1 to 327 and encodes 108 amino acids.